UGAGGAAAAAAAAAAAAAAAAAAAAGGAAAAGGAUAGUAGGGAAAUGAGGAUAUAAACUAUCGAUGAAAGGUCACUCAGUGUAUUAGUAAUAAGGAGCUGCUGCUUCGGUUUGGUCUUCUUUAUACGGAGUGUGAAGUAUGAAGUGUCAAAGCUGAAACAUAACACAAAUUAAGAAAGCUCCAAAACCCGAAUCCUCUAAUUAACUUAUAAUUUCUGUUUAGAAUCAAUCAUGGCAAGGAAGAUGCUUAUUGAUGGGGAGCUGAAUCAAUCAAAUGAGCAAGAGGCACAAUUUGAUUUUGAUUUGUUUGUAAUAGGAGCUGGAAGUGGCGGUGUUCGUGCUUCUAGAUUUUCUGCCAAUUAUGGAGCUAAGGUUGGGAUUUGUGAACUUCCUUUUAAUCCAAUCAGUUCAGAUUCAGAUGGAGGAGUUGGUGGAACUUGUGUUCUUCGUGGUUGUGUUCCUAAGAAAAUCUUAGUGUAUGGAGCGUCUUUUGGAGGUGACAUCGAGGAUGCCAGGAACUUUGGUUGGGACAUAAAUGAAAAAGUGGAAUUUAACUGGAAAAAGCUGUUGCAGAAGAAGACUGAUGAGAUUACCAGAUUAAAUGGCAUUUACAAGCGGUUACUGUCUAAUUCUGGGGUUAAACUUUUUGAAGGAGAGGGAAAGAUUGUUGGUCCGAAUGAAGUUGAGCUGACACAGCUGGAUGGCACCAAAUUGAGCUACUCAGCAAAGCACAUAUUGAUAGCAACUGGAAGUAGAGCACAGCGUCCUGCUAUUCCUGGGCAUGAGCUGGCUAUAACCUCUGAUGAGGCAUUGAGUCUGGAAGAUAUGCCUAAGCGUGCUGUGGUGCUUGGUGGAGGGUACAUUGCUGUCGAGUUUGCUUCAAUAUGGCGUGGUAUGGGUGCUACUGUUGACCUCGUUUUCAGAAAGGAGCUUCCAUUAAGGGGUUUUGAUGAUGAAAUGAGGGCAGUGGUUGCUAGAAAUCUGGAAGGCCGGGGAAUCAAUUUGCAUCCCAGGACCAAUUUGACACAGUUGACGAAAACUGAGAAUGGCAUAAAAGUUCUUACAGAUCAUGGAGAAGAGUUCAUGGCAGAUGUUGUGCUCUUUGCCACCGGUCGGGCACCUGUUACAAAGAGGUUAAAUUUGGAAGCUGUAGGUGUGGAGCUUGACCAUGCAGGAGCUAUCAAGGUCGAUGAGUAUUCACGCACCAAUAUACCUAGUAUAUGGGCUAUUGGUGAUGUCACAAACCGAAUGAAUCUCACCCCUGUAGCUUUAAUGGAGGGAACGUGCUUUGCAAAAACUGUCUUUGGUGGGGAAUCUUGCAAACCAGACUAUACCAAUGUACCAUGUGCUGUAUUUUGCAUUCCUCCUAUGUCCGUAGUAGGCCUCAGUGAAGAGCAGGCAAUAGAGCAAGCAAAUGGUGAUAUAUUGGUCUUCACGUCAUCCUUUAAUCCUAUGAAGAAUACUAUUUCAGCACGGCAAGAGAAGACAGUGAUGAAGCUUGUUGUCGAUGCCGAGACGGAUAAAGUUCUUGGAGUUUCUAUGUGUGGGCCAGAUGCUCCUGAAGUUGUACAGGGAAUGGCUGUCGCACUGAAAUGUGGAGCAACAAAGGCCCAGUUUGACAGCACGGUGGGCAUUCACCCUUCUGCCGCCGAAGAAUUUGUGACAAUGCGCUCGCUCACCAGGCGUGUUAAUGCCGGUAACAAACCGAAGACAAAUCUCUGAAAUAUCAGCGAGAGAUUCCAAAGUAUGCUUACAGUGGCUAAAUAUGAACCCUUAGGGAUUUAUUUCUCUUUUAUCAACAGGAAAAGGAAAAAAAAAAAAAAAAAGCGCAGAUUAAUUAAAGAGCUGAAGAUGAGUCUCCAAUAAAAUGUUUUAAUAUAAUCAGCGGUAGUUAGAAUGCUGCUGGAAACUUUGUAAUUUGUUUCUUUGAUUAGUAUUUUAUAUCUUUUGAACUGGUA
Ricinus communis (castor bean) is the source of this 1957-nucleotide messenger RNA. Its product is annotated as glutathione reductase, cytosolic. Gene Ontology annotation, biological process: cellular response to oxidative stress; glutathione metabolic process; cell redox homeostasis. Gene Ontology annotation, cellular component: cytosol; mitochondrion. Lineage: Eukaryota; Viridiplantae; Streptophyta; Magnoliopsida; Malpighiales; Euphorbiaceae. The record is from RefSeq and is a predicted model, not a curated record. The coding region runs from base 231 to 1721 and encodes 496 amino acids. Gene Ontology annotation, molecular function: flavin adenine dinucleotide binding; glutathione-disulfide reductase (NADPH) activity; NADP binding. The transcript has 17 exons.